GAUUUUGCAUCGAGAAAAAAAAAUUGCCCUCUUACGUGGACCACCAAUUUGCAUCAAUAUUCCGCAAUUUUCCCUCCGAAUCACUUCCGAAUUAUCAAUAGAGAGGCAACACAGGGAAAUUGUUGAUAUCACAAGCAUGUGACAGAAGAAGUUUCGAGAACAUCAGUGACGAAAAGAUUGAGUGAACGCCAGUCAACCAUUUGCCACCCGCACAAAGGACUCUCUCCCAUUCUCUCCCUUUUCUGAAUUAAAAAGAAAGUAGGGCCUUCAGGGGAUAAAUCAGGGGUGAGUGAUAUCACCAGUAAUCAGCCGAUUGCUGUGGGAUUUUGUGACAUUGAGGAUUAACAAAUUUGUUGACUAAAAGGGGACUAAACUCGAGGUUAUGUCUGAAGAGCAUCAGUUGCCCUCUGAUUCAGACGAGGACGACGAAGAUUACGUGCCCGAUGGAGCUGAUGAGGCUGUGUCCGAGGCGGAGUCAGAAGGUGAUGCUGAGAGUGGUCCUGAAGACGAGAACAACGAGAAUGAACAAUUGACGACGCAGAAAGGGAAGAAACGUGGUCGGAGGUGUAAAAAGGGUUCUAAGCGGAGGAAACGUUGCGGGGUUGAGGAAGAAAUCCUGGAGACUGAGGAGAAGAAGGAGGAGGCUAAGGUUUUGACUGAGGAGGAGGAGAAACAACGAGCUGAUUCACUGUGGGCUGAUUUCAUGAAAGAUACAGGUACAAUAGCGAGACCAAAGCCCCAGAAUUCCACAAAUGGUGGAGCAACUACUCCCCCAAUUCGCCCGAAGCCCGAAGAGAAGGUGAAAAUAACAAAAGUCUUUGAGUUCGCUGGGGAAGAAGUAAAAAUCGAAAAGGAAGUGUCAGCGACCUCGGCAGAAGCUCGACUGUCCCUUCUCUCUUCAGAGAAGCCCCGGCCGACUCCAGAGGCUGCUCCAAGGCCUUCAGGACGUGGUGGAGGGGCCAAAAAAGGUGGCCUCGGUGGUAUUUCCUCCGUCCUCGGUCAAAUUGGCAAAAAAACAAAGAUCUCAACCCUAGAAAAAUCAAAACUCGACUGGGACAAUUUCAAAAAACAGGAAAAUCUCGAUGAAGAGAUAACGACCCACAACAAAGGUAGAGACGGUUUCCUGGAGCGUCAGGACUUCCUCCAGCGAGCGGACAUGCGUCAAUUUGAGAUUGAGAAGCAGCUGAGGACAACAGCACGACGGAGCAAUCGCUGAAAGGCCCGAAAAAUCCAAGGGAAAAACCAAAAUCACGAUUUUCAUUCAGUGAAUCGUGCGAUUUUCUACUUCUCCGACUCAUCAAACCCAGGGAAAUUUCAUGAACCCGUGAACUGCCGAUUUAGAUAGGAGUAUUGAACCAUUCCAGUGCAUCGAGACUCAGUAAUUUCAUUGAUUAAUCUUCAUAAUUCAACAAAUGCCAAAUUGAAUGAAUGAUAAUGUCUGCACUCGUCUCGUCUCGUCUUGUCUGAUGUUUAGUAUCUGUCUUGAGAUUUUUAAUAGUGGAAAAUGCACAAGAUGUUGCAAUUACUUAACACACUCAGGUGAUAAUGAUUCUGAUGCCUACAAGACUAUGCUUACAAUUGAACUGAACAGUAUGUACGAAAUAAAUAUGAACAAAUAUGUGAAAAUUGAAA
This is a messenger RNA of Diachasma alloeum, 1632 nucleotides long. It is a transcript of the gene Yeti, whose product is annotated as craniofacial development protein 1. The record is from RefSeq and is a predicted model, not a curated record. Bases 383 to 1216 code for a protein of 277 amino acids. Lineage: Eukaryota; Metazoa; Arthropoda; Insecta; Hymenoptera; Braconidae. The transcript is spliced from 2 exons.